This is a messenger RNA of Cryptotermes secundus, 936 nucleotides long. RefSeq lists its product as uncharacterized. The record is from RefSeq and is a predicted model, not a curated record. Lineage: Eukaryota; Metazoa; Arthropoda; Insecta; Blattodea; Kalotermitidae. The coding region runs from base 53 to 763 and encodes 236 amino acids. The transcript is spliced from 5 exons.
UAAAUAUAGAGCACGCCUCUUCUCAUACUCUCAAGAGUUCAACAGAACCGCAAUGAAGUCAAUAGCGAUACUCAUCGCGGCCAUUGCUGUGCUUGCUUGCAGCGUGUCCACGGCAAGUGUUCAGGAAUUGCAAGAAAGGAAUAGCGCCGAGAUUCGUGAGCGUAUCAGAUCAGCCGCCAAUGUAUUUGUGGACGCUGUGGUGGAACGCCUGCGAAAAUAUGCAUUGGAACAUUCCCUGGAACCUUUGGCUGUCCCUGAUUUGACACGGAAAUUCACUGUGACAAUCUUCGGAGCGGAGGCUGAAGGAUUUCUGUAUUUAACGAACGGCUGGCUGCGAGACCUGAUAACACUUCUCCGAUCUGGCGAAGCAGACGUGGAGUUCGUUGGUGACCUGGUGCACAUCUCCACAGACCUCGUGUUCGAAAGGCUCCAUCUGGAUUAUGAUUUCCGCGUUUCAGUCUUCGGUUUACAGCCUUCUGGAGAGCUCUUAGGCAGAGCGGAAGGCCUUCGAAUUGCAGUUGUUCUCAAUGCCGAUCUAACCACUUUCAGGACAACGCUUUCCCGCUUCACCGUUGUCGGUGCAAAGAACAUAGCUGUCGAAGCUGUUGGAGGAGGUUUGCCGUCCGAUCUACUGAACACACUCAUCGAUCUUGUGAAACCUUAUAUCCAGGACGAUAUACUGAGUUUCAUAGAAGAGAAGAUGAAAUCGACUCUGGAAGACGCUCUCGUGGAUUUCGAUAUUAGCGAGAUCAUUGAUCUGUAAAGCUCAAUACUGGAUCUGAAUGCAAUAUUAAGUCUUCUUGGAUGAUUAAAAGACUUAUAUUGUGGGGUAACAUUGUUAUCUGUAUAGAACUGUAAGGUUGAUUUUGGACUCUAUCCAUCGUCUGGUAUAUAUAAGCCAAAAAACCACAACGUUUCGGAGACUGGAUCUGUCUC